AUGUCUGCUGUCUAUCCUCCCGGUGGUACCAUCGUCCAGUCGCUCAAGCGAACCUUCGCCGACGUUCCUGUCGAUGAGGCCAAUGGCAAUGCUGUCUCUACCGUUGAGUUUCUAGAGGCUUCUGAGUCUCUGACCACCAUCUUUGAUGCCAUUGGUGGUGUUGCUUUCGGCCCCGUCAAGAAGGAUAUUCUUGGCAACGUCGAGAAGCUCCGUGCUCGCCACGCCGCUGCUCCCGCCGAGUCCGCUACCGUCCAGGACCUUGUCCGCAACGAGCUCAAGACUGGCAAGCACACUGCCACCGAGGGCUGCCUCUGGCUCGUCCGUGGUCUUGACUUCACCAAGCAGGGCCUCGAGCACAACGUCCAAAACCCCUCCGUCGAGCUCUCCGACUCCUUCCGCGACGCAUAUGGCAACACUCUGAAGCCCCACCACAGCUUCAUGGUCAAGCCCAUCUUCAGCGCUGCCAUGUCCGCUGUUCCCUACCGAAAGGACUUCUACGCCAAGCUUGGGGACAACCCUGAGAAGGUCCAGACCGAUCUUGAGGCUUAUCUUGCUUCUUUCUCGAAGGUCGUUGCCAUCCUCAAGGAAUUUAUCAACAGCAAGGAGGCCAAGUGGUAA
Molecule: messenger RNA, 618 nt
Organism: Fusarium musae
Lineage: Eukaryota; Fungi; Ascomycota; Sordariomycetes; Hypocreales; Nectriaceae
Exons: 4
Coding region: 1-618 (205 amino acids)
Biological process (GO): ceramide transport; intermembrane lipid transfer
Cellular component (GO): cytosol; cytoplasm; membrane
Molecular function (GO): ceramide 1-phosphate binding; ceramide 1-phosphate transfer activity
Source: RefSeq, a predicted model, not a curated record